Molecule: messenger RNA, 1108 nt
Organism: Odocoileus virginianus texanus
Lineage: Eukaryota; Metazoa; Chordata; Mammalia; Artiodactyla; Cervidae
Source: RefSeq, a predicted model, not a curated record
ACUGAAUGCCUUAAAAUAUACAAUGGAUAUAUCCUGUGAUCUUCCAGUGAAUAGAAUUGUUGACAAUGAAGUCACAAAGUUUUCUGGACAUCAAGCAAAGUAAAACAGCGGUUCGGCUGAAAGAAGACAUGAAAAAGAUAGUCGCAGUGCCGCUACACGAGCAGCGGAAUCCCGCCUAUACCAAGCUGUUUGGAGUCAGUCUCCAGGACCUUCACCGGCAGGGGCUGACCGAGAACGGGGUUCCAGCCAUCGUGGGGAGCAUCGUGGAGUACUUGACCCUACACGGACUCACCCAGGAAGGCCUUUUCCGGGUGAAUGGCAAUGUCAAGGUGGUGGAACAGCUUCGAUGGAAAUUUGAGAGCGGGGUGCCCGUGGAGCUGGGGCGAGAUGGGGACGUGUGCGCGGCGGCCAGCCUGUUAAAGCUCUUCCUGCGGGAGCUGCCCGAGAGUGUGAUCACCUCCACGCUUCAGCCUCGCUUCCUUCAGCUCUGGCAGGAUGACAGAAAUGAUGCUCAGGAGAGUAAGUUAAGAGCCUUAAUAGAAGAGCUGCCAGAUACCCACUACUGCCUCCUCAAGUACCUUUGCCAGUUCUUGACAAAAGUAGCCAAGCACCAUGUGCAGAACCGCAUGAAUGUUCACAAUCUUGCCACUGUAUUUGGGCCAAAUUGCUUUCACGUGCCACCUGGGCUUGAAGGUGUGAAAGAACAAGAUCUCUGCAACAAGAUAAUGGCUAAAAUAUUAGAAAAUUACAAUACCCUGUUUGAAGUAGAGUGUAUGGAAAAUGAUAACCAGAGGUGUGAAAACCUGGCAAGGCUAAUCAUAGUAAAAGAGGCCAAUUGUAAGAACAUCCUUCUAACAAAAGAUUUUGAAAGAGACGCACAAAAGCCAUCUCCAAAAACCAAGAUCCGCAAAUCCAGUAGUGAGGGAUCUAUUUGGACCCACAGGGCACCACACCCAGAGCUGUCUGAGGGCAUUCCUCAGGUCAGCCUGCAGCUAAGUCGGAGAAAAUCCUGCUGGGAUGACAUGAGUUCAGCAGAGGAUGCUAAUGCUACCAAGUUGCUGUCCAGUUCGCAGGAAGAUGAAAGACCUAUGUCACCUUUCUAUUUAAG